UAAAGGUUCCGGGGGGAGGUGACACGUGGCUCCGCUAGAGGGGCGGGGAGUUGGGCGUAGGAGGACUGGGAUGGCUGGGACUGAGAGGACCACCGAGAACGGAUGAUGUGGGGCAGGAUCUCGGCAUGGCUGUGCUUUGUGUGUCUGGGCUUCCAGCUCGGCUCUGCUUGUGUCCCAGGAAGUCGGGCUUGUGAGAACACCAACGUCUCCUCGGUGGAUGCCUGGAUCUACUCUCUGAUUGCCUCUCUGCUGGUGGGACUGAGCGGAGUCUUCCCCCUUUUAGUGACCCCCAUUGAGGCCGGUGAAGCUUUGAGGUCUGAAGAGAGUUCGAAAAGGCUGAAGCAACUGUUAAGUUUUGCUAUUGGUGGAUUAUUGGGCGACGUGUUUGUGCAUCUUCUGCCAGAGGCCUGGGCAUACACCUGCAGCGCCACAACAGGAAACUCCCAGUCUCUCCAGCAGCAGAGGCUCCUCGGCCUUUGGGUUAUCGUUGGGUUCCUCACCUUCCUUUUACUAGAGAAAACCUUUUCUGAUGAGAAAAAUGAAGAAAAAGAGAAGAGCACCACUCCAAAACUGGCUUCAGGAAGUUUAAUGAAUGGAAAGCAUGACGUGCACAAGAAGGAUGUAGCCAAAGAACAAAGCUCUGGAGGCGGCAGCAUUAAGGUCUGCGGUUAUCUCAAUCUCCUGGCCAACACUAUUGAUAAUUUUACACACGGUAUGGCGGUGGCAGGCAGUUUUCUGGUCAGUAGAAAGGUUGGAAUACUCACAACAACAGCCAUUUUGUUACAUGAGAUCCCCCAUGAGGUCGGGGAUUUUGCCAUCCUCCUCCGCGCUGGUUUUGAUCGUUGGAGUGCCGCUAAGAUGCAGCUGAUGACAGCAAUGGGGGGCAUCCUGGGGGCUGGCUUUGCUGUCUGCGCUCAGUCACCCAAAGGGGCAGGGGAAACGGUAGCUUGGAUUUUACCAUUUACUUCUGGGGGAUUUCUCUACAUCGCAUUGGUGAAUGUAUUACCCGAUCUUCUAUCAGAAACAAGUAUGAGGAAUUCUCUGAUCCAGGUGUUGCUGAUAAGCUGCGGAAUUGCCGUGAUGACGGUCCUCUCGUUAAUAGUGGAAUGACAACAAGACGGCUCUUAUCGAAGAGGAAUACGUGAUGCUGAUGUACAUUUUGUGGCACAGUCUCCAUCCAAAAAUGGUUCCUGUGCAGGAACGGUACCGUCAUCUGCAGGACAUCCUUCGCUUUAUUCUGCAUGGACUGCCAGAAGAGGACCAAGGCAACAGAAUGGGCAUUUACUUUCCCGUCUGGUUCACUUUAUUUUUUGAAGGUCUUUUCUCAUUUCUCCCUCGCAGCAGUCAGGUGCUCGGCUUCUAUACAAAGCCAGUAGAUAGUCCAGCCCCAGCUGACAGCUGUUUUCUAAAUGCACAUUUUUUUUGCUUUUACUGUCUAUGUGCCUGUCUAAUGUUGGCCACACAUGCAGUUUUCACAAACCAUGAACAAAAUUGUAGCUCUAAUUGUAAUUGCUGGGAGCUUGAGAACCGGUCGCUGCGCAACAGCGAAAAUUGGAAGACCGUAGCAAAAGGUAUCAAACCAAACCGGUUUAUGACUCCACGGCCGGUCACAGGUUCAGUGGCUGCAGUAGACCCAUCCUAGCCUCUGAAGUGCAAAUUGAUAGAGACGCUGCGUCACUGCUUCAGUGAGCUUUAUUCUACAAACCGUGCAAUACAAAUACCGCCAGAGCCAAUCCCCUCCAAUGCACUGCUCGCUGUAUUCACGCUGACAGUGUAAGGAAAAUGGAUGUACAUUUCCAUCCAUUUUAUGUGCGUUUUUACGUGCUAAUCUGCGUUUUAGCUCACUUGUAAAAUGCAGGUCAACAUAUUAGACACAAAAACUUUUUUUUUUUUUAUAGGUAUGUGUCCUGUUAACACUACAAUGCUGUGUUGACCCGAGUUGUGCUGCGUUUAAAUGCAAAAUGAAAAUGCAGCGUUGUAGUGUGAACAUGACACAUAAAAAGCAAUUUUUUAUUAUGUGUAUGCGCUGACCUGCAUUUUACAAGUGUGCUAAAACGCAGAUCAACGUGUUAAAACACACAUAAAAUGGAUGGACAUCAAUUUCCCCCGCAUUUUAGUGCAAGUCAGUGUGAGUUCAGCCUAAAGCCGCGUGCGUACACGCGACCAUUUUUCAUGUCAUGGAAAACGUUUUUCUCAACACGAUUCUUGUCAAGCCUGCCUUGCAUACAC
Messenger RNA from Rana temporaria (common frog), 2229 nucleotides. RefSeq names its product solute carrier family 39 member 13 (gene SLC39A13). The coding region runs from base 103 to 1110 and encodes 335 amino acids. The record is from RefSeq and is a predicted model, not a curated record. Gene Ontology annotation, molecular function: zinc ion transmembrane transporter activity. The transcript has 10 exons. Gene Ontology annotation, biological process: intracellular zinc ion homeostasis; zinc ion transmembrane transport. Gene Ontology annotation, cellular component: membrane. NCBI's taxonomy places the organism in Eukaryota, Metazoa, Chordata, Amphibia, Anura, Ranidae.